This is a messenger RNA of Trichomonas vaginalis G3, 1203 nucleotides long. RefSeq names its product spectrin binding. The record is from RefSeq and is a predicted model, not a curated record. Lineage: Eukaryota; Parabasalia; Trichomonadida; Trichomonadidae. The transcript has a single exon. Gene Ontology annotation, cellular component: ciliary inversin compartment. Gene Ontology annotation, molecular function: protein binding. Bases 1 to 1203 code for a protein of 400 amino acids. Gene Ontology annotation, biological process: protein localization to ciliary inversin compartment.
AUGUUCCUCUCAUCAAAAUAUUUUAAUCUCUCUUCAAUUUGGGAGUAUUUACUUGCUAAUGGUGUUAAUAUCAACCAUAAAUAUGAAAAUGAUGAAAGUGCCCUUCAUAUUGCUUCAAAAGAAAAUCUUUUGGAAUAUGCUAAAUUCCUAAUCUCACAUGGAAUUAAUGUAAAAUCGAAAGAUGUAUAUGACAAUACAGCUCUUCAUUUAGCAGUUCAGAAUGAUUUAUUUGAAAUGGCAAAGAUUAUACUCUCUGACAGUUCAAUUGUCAAUAUGAAGAAUGGAGAUACAAAUACUGCUGCACAUCAAGCAGUAAUAAACAAUAAUUUGCCAAUGUUAAAACUACUUAUUGAACAUGGUGCAGAUCUUAAUGACCAUAAUAAAUAUUUUGGUUAUACAGUUCUUCAUCUUGCUGUAAUUCACAAACAUAAAGAAAUCUUUGAAUAUUUGUUAACUCUUGCGCCAAGCUUCAAAAACAAUUCGGCUGAAAACGAAUGCAAAGAAGAAAUAAAUAAUGAAACUCCAAAAAGAGUUGAUGUUAAUGCUCGAAAUAUUGAUGGAAAAACUGCCCUUCAUUAUGCCACAGAGAAGAAUAAAUUUAAAUAUGCGAAAAAUCUCAUUUCUCAUGGUAUUGACAUUAAUUUAGCUGAUUAUAAGGGAAAAACAGCUCUUCAUACUGCUGCUUUAAAAAAUAGCAUUGAGACCGCAAAAGUUCUUAUCUCAAAUGGCAUUGAUAUUAAUGCAGCUGAUAAAGAUGGAAAUACAGCUCUUCAUAUGGCAGCAUCAUUGAAUCGUAUUGAAAUAAUAAAAAUACUAUGUUCUAAUGGAGCAAAUGUUAAUUCAAAAAAUAAAGAUAGAAAUAACCCAUUACAAUACGCUGUAUCAACCAUCAAUGAAGAAACAGUAAAACUUCUUAUAUCUUAUGGUUUAAAUUGGAAGGAACCGUUUAAAGAUGGAUCAACGCUCUUGCUCAAAACACUGCAAACAGAUAACGAAAAUUUAAUAACAUUUCUUUUUCCACGAUAUGAUUUUUAUUCAGUUUGUAAUAAUGGCAAAACUUACAUUCAGUAUGCUAAACGAAACAAAAAAUACAAGGCAUCACAAUUUGCUCUAUUUCUGCAUAAUUUCGUACUAGUAAUAUUUUUGAUUUUUAUGUUUAUUUGGCUUAUUGAGUACCUUAUCAUUUUAUUCUAUUUAGAAUAG